Messenger RNA from Prorocentrum cordatum, 1162 nucleotides. Lineage: Eukaryota; Dinophyceae; Prorocentrales; Prorocentraceae. The record is from the annotation of a GenBank genome assembly.
AUGCCGUCAAAGCCCUCGACGGUUCCUCUGACGCGGAUGUUCAGGCGCUCUUGGCGGCCAAGCGGUCCCAGCUCAAGACGCUGCGGACGAAGAAGCUGGGGGACGAUCCAUCCCGAGCCUGUUCCCGUCGCGCAGCUGCGCGCGGCCCUGCGCCGCCUGGCAGACGUCUACUGCAACGACGCCGCCCAGCUGGCGCACGAGAGCCGCAGCUGCCUGCUCGGCGACGGCUUCCCGGUGCGCUGCGCGGGCGCGCUGAUGGCGCGCGAGCUGCGCGCCCUGUCGGCGGUCGACCGCCCGGUUGCGCCCGUGCUCGCCAUCGUCGGGGGCGCAACGGUGGCGGCGAGGCACGAGGUCAUCAUGGGCCUCCUGGACUCGGUCGACAGACUGAUCCUGGGCGGGGCCAUGGUGUGGACCUUCCUGCACGUCAGAGACGGUAUGCCCCUCGGCGCCUGCCCCUACGACGCCGAGGGCGCCCCGCUGGCCAGGGAGGUCCUGGAGAAGGCGGAGGCGUGCGGCGUGACCAUCAUCAUGCCGCCGCAGGACUUCCUCGUCUGCCAGGCCGACGGCCUGGGCGCCCGGAGCUCCGGCGGCGAGGUGCUGGUCAUGCGCGUGCGCACGGCCAGCCAGGGCAUCCCGAGCGGCCACGUCGGCACGGAUUUCGGGGACGCCGCGGCGGAGGCCAACGCGGAGGCGGUGCUGCAGUCCAAGGCCGUCGUCUGGCUCGGCUGCCUGCGCAUGUGUGCGUCGGCCCCGUCGGACGUCGGCACGCGGGCGCUGGUGACAGCGCUGGUCACGGCCACCAGCUUCGGGGCCACGUCGGUGCUCGCCGACGGCGCGGCCGAGGAGGCCUGCGAGAGGCACGGCGCCCGGGGCCGCGUGACGCACUGCGUGCUGGGGGAGCAGGCCGCGGCCGCGCUGCUGUCGGGGAGGCGCGCCCCCGCGGUCGACGCCCUCACGCUGCAGAGCGACAGGUGCUCGGCCGACUUGGCGGGCGACGCGGGUGCCGCCCGGCAGGCCCCUGGAGAGGGCGACGCUGACCCCGCCAAGCUCGACAGGAGACGCCGGGGCAGCGGCGUAUCUGCAGGGCCAGGCACGCAGAUGAGCUACAUGGUGGAUAACAGCAGCCUGCAAGCUGGCACCGAGGGCAUGGCGUACAGGAGGA